ACUCGCGGGAGUGAGUGAGGGAGUAGCAGGCAUCUCCACUUUACUCCAGCAUAGCCCCGGCUCACAGUUCAAAUCCAAGUCCCAAACUCCUCCUGCCGCAUUCAUCUCAGGGUCCUGCCUCCUAGCGCGCCCCCUCGGCCGCUCUCUUCCUUGUUGGGCGCCGAGCCUGGCCCAGCGUCCUGACCAGUCACGAGGGCCGUGACCACCCGCACUUUUCCCUGCCCUCUUUCCCCGAGGGCUCGCCGCGGCUGCUCCAGGCAGAAGCGGGCUGGGAUGCUCCUGCCCUCCUGGGCAGCCCCAAGCCCCCCCACCUGCUCGCCGGGGGAAGAGUACACACGAAGGAGCAGCUGGCACAUCCUGCGUCCUCCAACCUUGACCCAAGCAUGCAAGGCCUCCCUGCUGGGCUCAGCCUGGAUGAUUUCAUCCCUGGUCACCUCCGAACCCAUAUAGGCUCAUCCUCCCGGGGGACAAGGGUGCCAGUGAUCCGGAAUGGUGGCUCCAACACCCUUAAUUUCCAGUUUCAUGACCCUGCGCCCAGGACUGUGUGCAAUGGCUGCCCCCCACCCAGGAGAGAUGGUUCCUUGAAUCCAGACCCAGCAUGGUAUCAGACCUGGCCAGGCCCUGGGAGCCGGCCCUCUAUGAGCCCGAAGCCACCUGCUUCCCAGCAUGCCCAGAACUGGUCAGCCACAUGGACCAAGGACAGCAAGCGACAGGACAAGCGCUGGGUGAAGUACGAGGGAAUCGGGCCCGUGGAUGAGAGCGGCAUGCCCAUUGCCCCCCGAUCUAGUGUUGACAGCCCCAGAGACUGGUAUCGAAGAAUGUUCCAGCAAAUUCACCGGAAAAUGCCAGACCUGCAGCUGGACUGGACCUUGGAAGACCCACCCAAAGUGGUUUCCGCACGCGCCUCUUCUGCAGAACCCAGGCAUCUAGGGACCCUGCAAAGACCUGCCUCCAGGCCUGGCACAACUGAGACUUCUAGCGGAAGAAACUGGAACCACUCUGAAGAGACAUCUAGAAACACCUUUAACUAUAAUUUUAGACCAUCCUCUUCAGGGCUUCAUCCCCCAAAUCAGGUGCCUAGACAUCGAGAGAAAGUAGAGAAUGUCUGGACAGAAGAUUCCUGGAACCAGUUUCUGCACGAACUAGAAACUGGGCAUAAGCCUAAGAAACCACUGGUGGAUGACCCUGUUGAGAAGCCUGCACAGCCCAUUGAGGUCCUGCUAGAGAGAGAACUGGCCAAGCUGAGCGCAGAGCUGGACAAGGACCUGCGGGCCAUUGAGACCCGCCUGCCGUCCCCCAAGAACUCUCAGGCUCCACGACGGCCCCUUGAGCAGCCCGGCUUGGAGCAGCAGCCCUCAGCCCGUCUGUCCUCAGCCUGGAGGCCCAACUCACCGCAUGCACCUUACUUCAGUUCCUCCCGACCCCUGAGCCCCCACAGAAUGGCAGAUGGAGGAGGAAGCCCCUUUCUGGGACGUAGAGAUUUUGUCUACCCUUCCUCAGCCCGAGAGCCUAGCGCCUCUGAAAGGGGUAGCAGCCCUUCGAGGAAAGAAGAGAAGAAGAGGAAGGCCGCCCGGCUCAAGUUUGACUUCCAGGCACAGUCCCCCAAGGAGCUGUCUCUGCAGAAGGGUGACAUUGUCUAUAUCCAUAAGGAAGUGGACAAGAACUGGCUGGAGGGGGAACACCAUGGCCGGCUGGGCAUCUUCCCAGCUAAUUAUGUGGAGGUUCUGCCUGCCGAUGAGAUUCCCAAGCCCAUCAAGCCGCCCACAUACCAGGUGCUGGAGUAUGGCGAUGCAGUAGCCCAGUAUACCUUCAAGGGAGACCUGGAGGUAGAACUGUCCUUCCGAAAGGGAGAACGCAUCUGCCUGAUCCGCAAGGUGAACGAACAUUGGUAUGAGGGGCGCAUCACUGGCACUGGACGCCAGGGCAUCUUCCCUGCCAGCUACGUGCAGAUAAACCGAGAGCCCCGGCUCAGGCUUUGUGAUGAUGGUCCCCAGCUCCCUGCAUCACCUAACCCGACAACCACUGCUCACCUAAGCAGCCACUCCCACCCCUCCUCAAUACCUGUGGACCCCACUGACUGGGGAGGUCGAACCUCCCCUCGACGCUCCGCCUUUCCCUUCCCCAUCACCCUCCAGGAGCCCAGAUCCCAAACCCAGAGUCUCAAUACCCCUGGACCAACCCUGUCCCAUCCUCGAGCCACCAGCCGUCCCAUAAACCUGGGACCCUCCUCCCCAAACACAGAGAUACACUGGACUCCGUACCGGGCCAUGUACCAGUACAGGCCCCAGAAUGAGGACGAGCUGGAACUUCGAGAGGGGGACCGUGUGGAUGUCAUGCAGCAAUGUGACGAUGGCUGGUUUGUGGGUGUCUCCCGGCGAACUCAGAAAUUUGGGACAUUCCCUGGAAAUUAUGUAGCCCCAGUGUGAGUGGUCUCCAUGGCAGUUUGGAGCCAACGAGGAUCGGGAGGGGAGCAGUAGCACUAUGGGAGGGAGAGAGGCCUUCCAUAGCCUCCUCCCCAGGACCUGUGCUCCCAGCUUCUGCAGAGACCCCAGCAACUUUCCCUCCAAGCCUCCUUGAAGUCCGAUUCCCACCCCGCAAGUCACAGGCAUUCCUUUGACAGCCCCCUUCACCGCCCCUCAAAUACAGACAUCUGCUUUCAUGUGGAGACUGUCUCCAGGCCUUAUUGAGACCAGACCCCUAAGCCUCCAACCCCCCAGCAUGUCCCCUAAUGGGGACUGGCUCUCGCUUCACCCCCAUGGGGUUCCUCUAAUAAGGACCAGCCUUCUACCCUGGUGGAGACCAAAGGCCUCCUCCCGUUUCUCAUCAGCUUGCCUGCUACCACUUUGCCUUCUGGCCUCCAGCUGGGCCAGGAAGCAAGGUGGGAACACCUCCUCGGCCUUGAAGGCCCAAUGACAGGCCUUGCCUCAAGGCCUUUCCUUCUCAGAGCCUCCUGAACCCCUGGGUAGGGCCUCCCCAUGUACCCUGCCGACUGACUGAGGCACACAACUUCCCUGGCUUAUCAGAAGAUUCAUUUACAGGGAGACAAGCUUGCUGCCCUAAUUCCCAGCUCUCCCCAGUGUCCAGAUCCUCUCUGGAAGAGACUAUAAAAUAAACGUGGGUGCCAGGGA
This is a messenger RNA of Mus musculus (house mouse), 3128 nucleotides long. It is a transcript of the gene Sorbs3, whose product is annotated as sorbin and SH3 domain containing 3. The transcript is spliced from 21 exons. Gene Ontology annotation, cellular component: focal adhesion; anchoring junction; cytoplasm. The record is from RefSeq and is marked validated. Gene Ontology annotation, biological process: cell adhesion. NCBI's taxonomy places the organism in Eukaryota, Metazoa, Chordata, Mammalia, Rodentia, Muridae. Bases 384 to 2426 code for a protein of 680 amino acids.